Messenger RNA from Neogale vison (American mink), 1455 nucleotides. It is a transcript of the gene SOX8, whose product is annotated as SRY-box transcription factor 8. Lineage: Eukaryota; Metazoa; Chordata; Mammalia; Carnivora; Mustelidae. The transcript has 3 exons. Gene Ontology annotation, biological process: neural crest cell development; morphogenesis of an epithelium; peripheral nervous system development. Gene Ontology annotation, cellular component: nucleus. Gene Ontology annotation, molecular function: RNA polymerase II cis-regulatory region sequence-specific DNA binding; DNA-binding transcription factor activity, RNA polymerase II-specific. The record is from RefSeq and is a predicted model, not a curated record. The coding region runs from base 1 to 1389 and encodes 462 amino acids.
AUGCUGGACAUGAGCGAGGCCCGCUCCCAGCCGCCCUGCAGCCCGUCCGGCACCGCCAGCUCCAUGUCGCACGUGGAGGACUCGGACUCGGACGCGCCGCCGUCGCCUACCGGGUCCGAGGGCCUGGGCCGCGCGGCGGGCGCGGGGGGCGGCGUCCGGGGCGACGCGGCCGAGGCGGCGGACGAGCGCUUCCCGGCCUGCAUCCGCGACGCCGUGUCGCAGGUGCUCAAGGGCUACGACUGGAGCCUGGUGCCUAUGCCCGUGCGCGGGGGCGGCGGCGGCGCGCUCAAGGCCAAGCCUCACGUGAAGCGGCCCAUGAACGCCUUCAUGGUGUGGGCGCAGGCGGCGCGCCGCAAGCUGGCGGACCAGUACCCGCACCUGCACAACGCCGAGCUCAGCAAGACGCUGGGCAAGCUGUGGCGCUUGCUAAGCGAGAGUGAGAAGCGCCCCUUCGUGGAGGAGGCAGAGCGCCUGCGGGUCCAACACAAGAAGGACCACCCAGAUUACAAGUACCAGCCACGCCGCAGGAAGAGCGUGAAGACAGGCCAAGGCGACUCCGACUCCGGACCCGAGCUGGGCCCCCACCCUGGCAGCGCCAUGUACAAGGCUGAUGCCGGCCUGGGUGACCCGCACCACCACAGCGACCACACAGGGCAGACCCACGGGCCACCCACCCCACCCACCACCCCCAAGACGGACCUGCACCACGGGGGCAAGCCUGAGCUGAAGCUGGAAGGCCGCCGCCUGGCGGACAGCGGGCGUCAGAACAUCGACUUCAGCAACGUGGACAUCUCAGAGCUGAGCAGCGAGGUCAUCGGCAACAUGGACACCUUCGAUGUGCAUGAGUUCGACCAGUACCUGCCCCUCAACGGCCACUCAGCCCUGCCCGCGGAGCCAGGCCAGCCCGCCGCCAGCUCCUAUGGGGCUGCCUCCUACUCACACUCCGGGGCGGCAGGCAUCGGGGCGUCCCCCGUGUGGGCCCACAAGGGAGCCCCGUCGGCCUCCGCGUCGCCCACCGAGGCGGGCCCCCCGCGGCCGCACAUCAAGACGGAGCAGCUGAGCCCUGGCCACUACGGAGACCAGUCGCACGGCUCCCCGGGCCGUGCCGACUACGGCUCCUACAGCGGCCAGGCCAGUGUCACCACAGCCACCCCCGCCGCGGCUGCCAGCUCCUUCAGCAGCUCACAGGGCGACUACACCGACCUGCAGGCCCCCAGCUACUACGGCCCAUACCCUGGCUGCCCGUCCAGCCUCUACCAGUGCCCCUACUUCCAUCCUUCUCGGCGGCCCUAUGCCUCACCCCUGCUCAGCGGCCUCUCUGUGCCGCCUGCCCACAGCCCGCCCGGCAACUGGGACCAGCCCGUGUACACGACCCUGACCAGACCCUGAGGGCGCUGUGGCCCCGGGGAGGGGACUGGUGUCGGUGCGGGACAGCCUGGAUCUCAGCAAGGACGG